AGGGCUGCCAUGACGAUGUGUCUGGUAGCAUCCUUUCCGCGCAGCAUGGUGACGAAUUUUAAAGAGUGCGGCAGUGUUUUGGCUACUCAAACUCAGUGUUGAUGAUGGUGGAGCCACAGCACCAACGGUUCCUGCCGCUGGUCAUUGUGGUACUGACUGUGUUGACUGCCCGGGGUUCCUGCCGGGCCAAUGGCACCAGCAGUGGCACCAUGGCAUUGCACCGCUACAAGCCGCGUUUCAGUGUUCAACAGCUCCUCACUUCCGACUUCCCGCACCGCAUCUCCAGAGACCUUUUCUCUGACCCAUGCAAAGGAUACAGGAGUGGGACACACGAGGUUGCAGUGACUGUGUGGCAGCAGUUGCUGCUAAUAGUAGCCCCUUUAGUGUCUCGGGGUUAUUUGAUGGAUGCCGGGCCGUCGAGUGAUGGGAUCUCUCGUCGGUCGCGAGGCCGGGGUGUGAUGAAACAAACGGGACACGCCGUUGUCGACUGGGCAUCCCGGUCACCUCGGUUGACGAGAUCCUUGCUUGCGGUCCUCGUCAACCGUGUCAUUAAGAGCCCGGACUGA
Molecule: messenger RNA, 566 nt
Organism: Notodromas monacha
Lineage: Eukaryota; Metazoa; Arthropoda; Ostracoda; Podocopida; Cyprididae
Source: the annotation of a GenBank genome assembly